This is a messenger RNA of Rana temporaria (common frog), 3477 nucleotides long. It is a transcript of the gene SLC6A15, whose product is annotated as solute carrier family 6 member 15. The transcript is spliced from 12 exons. Gene Ontology annotation, biological process: L-leucine transport; sodium ion transmembrane transport. NCBI's taxonomy places the organism in Eukaryota, Metazoa, Chordata, Amphibia, Anura, Ranidae. The record is from RefSeq and is a predicted model, not a curated record. Gene Ontology annotation, molecular function: proline:sodium symporter activity. Gene Ontology annotation, cellular component: plasma membrane. Bases 294 to 2489 code for a protein of 731 amino acids.
ACCCAGCUCUUGCAUGUGCAAAGCCGUCAUCAUUACACAGUGUACACACAGCAGGCGUGCUCUCCCAUCACAUCACAGAGGAUCUUCAUCUUUUUUUGUUUAUGGUGAGAGGUCCCCAGUUACUAUGGAUCUCUAAAAAAAAAUAUUUUGAGUGACACUUUAGAAGUGAAAGCAGCAGUGAACAUUUUUACAACACUUCUUUACCAAAAUUGACUUUGGUGAUAGAAAGUGGUUCUUGAGGACUUCAAAUCUUAAUACCUUAAGCAAACUCAGAAACUGUCUCAUUACUUCAGAUGCCGAAGAACAGUAAAGUAACAAAGAGAGAGCUGGAUGAUGAUGUUGUGGAAUCAGUUAAAGAUUUGCUAUCCAAUGAGGAUUCAUGUGAAGAAAGUUUCAAAAAGAGUGAGUUAAUGGUCCAAGAUGAGAUAGACAAAGACCAAGACAUUGAAGAAGGUUCCGAUAUUGAAGAUGAGAGACCUGCAUGGAACAGCAAACUCCAGUACAUUCUUGCACAAGUGGGAUUUUCAGUUGGCUUGGGAAAUGUGUGGAGAUUCCCAUAUCUAUGCCAGAAAAAUGGAGGAGGUGCAUACCUGGUGCCAUAUUUAAUCCUCCUUCUGGUUAUUGGAAUUCCACUGUUUUUCUUGGAGCUGUCUGUAGGACAGAGGAUACGAAGAGGAAGUAUUGGUGUUUGGAAUUACAUUAGCCCUAAAAUGGGUGGAAUUGGAUUUUCAAGCUGUAUUGUUUGUUUGUUUGUGGCACUUUACUACAAUGUCAUCAUUGGAUGGAGUCUGUUUUAUUUUUCGCAGUCCUUCCAGCAUCCGCUCCCCUGGGAUCAGUGCCCUUUGGUGAAAAAUGGUUCUAACACCUUUGUUGAGCCAGAAUGUGAGAAAAGUUCUGCAACUACUUAUUACUGGUACAGAGAAGCCUUAAAUAUAUCUGACUCAAUCACAGAAGGCGGAGGACUGAACUGGAAAAUGACUCUUUGUUUACUUGCUGCUUGGAUAUUUGUAUGCCUUGCCAUGAUUAAAGGAAUUCAGUCUUCUGGCAAGGUCAUGUACUUCAGCUCUCUUUUUCCAUAUGUGGUCCUCACCUGUUUCCUUGUGCGGGCUUUGCUUUUGAAUGGCUCCAUUGAUGGCAUUCGUCACAUGUUCACGCCAAAGCUUGAAAUAAUGCUGGAGCCAAAGGUUUGGAGAGAAGCUGCGACCCAGGUGUUUUUUGCUCUGGGGCUUGGAUUCGGCGGGGUCAUUGCCUUCUCCAGCUACAACAAGCGAGACAACAACUGUCAUUUUGAUGCUGUUCUGGUUUCAUUAAUCAACUUUUUUACUUCGGUUUUGGCAACAUUGGUCGUAUUUGCUGUGUUAGGAUUUAAAGCAAACAUUAUGAAUGAGGGCUGCAUUACAGAAAAUUCUGGGAAGGUGGUCAAACUUUUGGAAGCUGGAAAUGUCAGCUGGGAUAUCAUACCUCACCAUGUCAAUUUCUCAAGAAUCUCAGUGCAAGAUUACCAGCUAGUUUAUGACAUCAUUAAAAAGGUUAAGGAAGAAGAAUUUGAUGGUCUUGGAUUGGCUGCGUGUCAGAUAGAAGAUGAAUUAAACAAGUCUGUCCAAGGGACUGGUUUGGCUUUUAUUGCAUUUACCGAAGCUAUGACACAUUUUCCAGCAUCGCCAUUUUGGUCAGUGAUGUUUUUCCUCAUGUUAGUAAAUUUGGGCCUUGGCAGCAUGUUUGGAACAAUUGAAGGAAUUACAACACCCUUAGUGGACACAUUUAAAAUAAGAAAAGAGCCUCUCACUGUUGGAUGUUGCCUGCUUGCAUUCUGCAUUGGGCUCCUCUUUGUGCAACGGUCAGGAAACUACUUUGUUACUAUGUUUGAUGAUUACUCUGCUACUUUGCCCCUUCUUGUUGUGGUCAUCUUGGAGAAUAUCACUAUUUCCUGGAUAUAUGGAAUUGACAAAUUCAUGGAUGAUUUAAGGGAUAUGCUUGGAUUCACACCCUUAAAAUACUACUAUUAUAUGUGGAAAUACGUCUCUCCAGUUCUGUUAUGUAUUUUACUUAUAGCGAGUGUUGUCCAAAUGGGAAUUACCCCACCGGGUUACUAUGCAUGGAUUGCUGAAAAGGCUACAGAAGAACGCCUGAGUUAUCCAACCUGGGGACUUGUUGUUUGUGUGUCACUUAUAGUUGUCGCUCUUCUGCCAGUUCCCCUGGUGUUUAUUGUUCGCUUCUUCAAUCUUAUUGAUGAUAACACUGGAAGCUUGGCCUCUGUCUCCUAUAAAAGAGGACGCAUUAUCAAGGAACUGUCCAAUAUAGAAGAAGAUGAUGCCAGUCUAAUCCAUGAGAAGAUUCAAAGCGAGAUGCCUUCUCCAAAUAUUGGAAAUAGCAUCUACAGAAAGCAAAGUGGAUCCCCAACUUUAAAAGUGGACACUGCUCCCAAUGGACGUUAUGGCAUUGGGUAUCUAAUGGCAGACAUGCCAGACAUGCCCGAAUCAGACUUAUAAUGGGGAUGAUAAAAUCGCAAUUCUUUUUCCUUGGCAAUGCACACUAGCUCUUCUUCAAUGAAGAGGUUGGCUUUAAUGCUUAUGAAGCACUGACAGCUGAAUAAUGUUUCAGGACUGAGAACACACAGUUUGAGAGGAUGAGGGGCAUUGUGGGUUGUUACCGGAAGGCAUAAGACUUUUGUGUUCUGGAUCUGGCUUUAGCCCUUAGAACUUUUCUAGGACCUUAACUACUGUAUGUGUCUUACCUCUCUGUGCCUAAUUUUGUCCUGAGAUCAAAUGACAACUAAGUUUGUGACAAUUGUCUGUACACACAUUGAAUAUUUCUUGACACUAUCAAUACAAUCAACCAAUAAGGACAAGUAAAAGCUAGGUGGCGCAAUCAGAUAAAUGACUGCAUAAAGAAGUAAGUUGCUGGUCCCUGUAUUUCCUUUAAGCCAUAUGAAUGGUUAGUAUAUGAGCUACAGUAUUAUCAUGAAUUAUGGAUGUUUUCAGUAUCUUAUUAGUAAUAAAUCUUUUUUGACUUGAUUAGUCAGCUGAAGCUCAGGGCUACAAAGCAACUGACUUAUUUUGACAUCUUUAAAUAAGAAAAGUCCAUUUUGUGUAAUUAUAUUUUGGUUCAUUUUUUGGCUCCCUCAUCAGUGUUAUUUAAAUUCAUGUCAGGGUCACAAAGUGAUCACAGUGGAAUGUUUUUAUCCUUUAUUUUGAAUGUGUUCACAUGUGACUAGAAUUGGCUUAUAUAAGCAAAAAAUGGUGGCUCAGGGUUGCCAAAAACUCAAUGCAUUUAAUGAUGAUGACCAUACUGGGCCUGUUAUGAAUGUAUUGUAUGUGGAUGUUCAUCAGAAGAAAGGUUAUGUCAGGACAAUGCUAUGUGUGCCAAAAUAGCUUCAAAGUGGAUAUAAGCACUUAGGUAUUUACCCAUUUUCAAAUCCAAAAUGUAUUAUUAUUACUGUUAAACCCAUGUCCAGAUUAAAAAAUGACUAAACAUCAA